GUUCCUCGCGCGGUCGCGGCGGGCAGCAAAACCCAACAACCCGCAACUGUCCCGAGGCAUCCACCCCGACCGUCCCCAUUCAAAAUCUCCCCUCCGGCCCUCCGCUCCGUCGUCGUCUCGUUCUCGUCUCACUCCUCCUCCCCUCGUGAUUAUCCCCCCCGGAUUCCAAAUCCCAUCUCCGAUUCAUUCGUCCCCGUGUCCUUCGCGCGGGCGAUGGCGGGGGCUGCAGCGGGCGCGGAGGCGGUGGAGAAGGCGCACGGGCUCUACCGGGGCGGCCGCCACCGGGAGGCGCUGGAGCUCUACUCCGCCGCGCUGGCGGCGGCGCGGGGCCCCGCGCAGCGCAUCGCGCUCCACAGCAACCGUGCCGCCUGCUACCUCAAGCUCCACGAUUUCCACAAGGCAGCACGAGAGUGUACAUCUGUCCUUGAGUUGGAUACGGAGCAUGCCGGAGCUCUGAUGUUACGUGCCCAGACUCUCGUUACUCUGAAAGAUUAUCAGUCAGCUCUAUUUGAUGUCAACAGGCUCAUUGAGAUAAAUCCGUCAUCUGAAGUAUAUCGGAACCUGCAGGCACGAUUGAAGACACAGCUAUCACUAGCCCCAAUUCCUGAGUGUGAAGAGGAGUCUCUUUGUCUCGAAGAAGAAAAGGAAGAACUUCCUCCAAAAGUUCAGAAGACUGAGAAUUCUAUCACGAAGCCUAACCAACCUGCAACUGAACCUGUUCUCGAGAACAAACCUUCAAAUGGACCGAUUCUCAAUAGAAAACCUGCAACUGAACCUCAAAAGGUUGAGGUUCCAUCCGCUCUGCCUUCAAAACCCCAGGGUUGGGAGGCCAUCCCAAAACCAAAGGGCCAUUCAGGGCUUGAUUACUCAAAAUGGGACAAAGUUGAAGACGAUUCAAGUGAAGAUGACGACGAUGAAGAAGAAGAUGAGCUGCCACAGUACAAGUUUAAAGUCAGAACUGUUGGUGUGCGGUCUGUAAAGUGAACAGGGUUGGCAAUAGAUUCAGAGUGUGGUCUGUGUAUAGUCUAACAGGAUCCCCCAAUGACCAGGGUGCCAAUUAUUCAUCUUUAGUUGAGUUGUUUGGAAUGAACAGCUAUAUAUUGGUUGAUAUUUGCUUGAAUCAGAAAUAAGCUCAGGUUCCUGAUUUGUCCAAAGCUGUCUCACAAUGGCUCUCAAGUCCAAGGAGAGCAAUUGUAUGAAGCAAUGGGGAUGGAUAUGAUGGCAAAGUAAACAGUGUACAAAGAUCCAAAGCUAACACUCUAGUAGUCUAGUUCAAUUUAGGAUCAGUCUCAUGAUCACGUCGAAAGGUUGAACCUGUGUACCUAACCUGCACAUUCAUGUCAUCGAUUAUAUGAACCUAUUUUUAUAUGAACCAUGUGGUUAUUAUGCAAAAAUACUUUCAUCAGUUUCAAAUCA
This is a messenger RNA of Sorghum bicolor (sorghum), 1416 nucleotides long. RefSeq names its product protein unc-45 homolog A. Lineage: Eukaryota; Viridiplantae; Streptophyta; Magnoliopsida; Poales; Poaceae. Gene Ontology annotation, molecular function: protein binding. The coding region runs from base 214 to 984 and encodes 256 amino acids. The transcript is spliced from 4 exons. The record is from RefSeq and is a predicted model, not a curated record.